GCCUAACUGCCUCACCCCUCUCCUGCUAUCUGUACCCCAGAGAUUCUUCUGUCACCUAGCUGAAGACUGUUGUCUAGACUGGCUUGUCACCUGCCACCUGCAUCCUGCCUCCUCAGUUUACUGGAGAAAAGCUCUUGCCCUGUGGCUUCAAGCUGGUAGAGAGGAGUGGAGGGAAUCUCCAGGACCCUUGGAUAAAGGAGGUCCCAAGACUUGCACCCAGGCUUGCUAAGGCCUUGCUCUGAGGGGGCAGGAGAAUGGCUGCCCCUGCUCCCCAGGCCGACGACGGGGCAGGUGCGAGCUGCAGGGGAAAGGAGGCAGAAGAGUCUCUUCCGGCAGCAGGAAGUGAGAUGCGCUGGCAGCUGAGCGAGCAGCUGCGUUGCCUGGAGCUGCAGGGCGAGCUGCGGCGGGAGCUGCUGCAGGAGCUGGCUGAGUUCAUGCGGCGGCGGGCCGAUGUGGAGCUCGAGUACUCCCGCGGCCUGGACAAGCUGGCCGAGCGCUUCUCCGGCCGAGGAGGCCGCCUAGGGGGCAGCAGCCGGGAGCACCAAAGCUUCCGGAAGGAGCCGUCCCUCCUGUCGCCCUUGCACUGCUGGGCCGUGUUGCUGCAGCAGACACGGCAGCAGAGCCGGGAGAGUGCGGCCCUCAGCGAGGUACUGGCCGGGCCCUUGGCCCAGCGCUUAAGUCACAUCGCUGAGGAUGUGGGGCGCAUAGUCAAGAAGAGUAAGGAUUUGGAACAAGAACUGCAGGAGGAGCUCCUGGAGGUGGUGUCAGAGCUUCAGACGGCCAAGAAGACGUACCAGGUGUACCACACAGAGAGCAUGAAUGCCGAGGCCAAGCUCCGGGAAGCCGAGCGGCAAGAGGAGAAGCGGGCAGGCCGGAGUGCCACCACGGUCGUCGCCACUACCGCCACCGCCGAAGCAGGGCCCCUCCGCAAGAGCUCCCUCAAGAAGGGAGGGCGGCUGGUGGAGAAGCGUCAGGCCAAGUUCUUGGAGCACAAACUGAAGUGCACGAAGGCGCGCAACGAGUACCUGCUCAGCCUGGCCAGUGUCAAUGCUGCUGUCAGCAACUACUACCUGCGUGAUGUGUUGGACCUCAUGGAUGUGCUCCGGAGCUACACAGCUGCUGAGAGCCGUACCCAAGCCUCCCAGAUGCAGGGCCUGGGCAGCCUGGAAGAGGCAGUGGAGGCCCUAGAUCCUCCAGGGGACAAGGCCAAGGUGCUGGAGGUGCAUGCGGUCGCCUUCUGUCCCCCGCUGCGUUUUGACUACCAGCCCCAUGACGGGGAUGAGGUGGCUGAGAUCCAGGUUGAGAUGGAGCUUCGGGAUGAGAUUCUGCCCAGAGCCCAGAAUAUCCAGAGCCGCCUGGACCGACAGACCAUCGAGACAGAGGAGGUGAACAAGACGCUGAAGGCCACACUGCAGGCCCUGCUGGAGGUGGUGGCGUCGGAAGAUGGGGAUGUGCUUGACUCCUUCCAGGCCAGCCCCUCCACUGAGUCCCUCAAGUCCACCAGCUCAGAUCCGGGUGCUCGGCAGGCCAGCCGGAGACGGGGCCAGCAGCAGGAGACUGAGACCUUCUACAUCACGAAGCUGCAGGAGUACCUGAGUGGACGGAGCAUCCUUGCCAAGCUGCAGGCCAAGCAUGAGAAACUGCAAGAGGCCAUUCAGCGAGGUGACAAGGGAGAGCGAGAGGUGUCUUGGACCCAGUACACACAGAGAAGAUUCCAGAAGAGCCGCCUCCCCCGCCCCACCUCCCAGUAUAACCAGAAACUCUUCGGGGGAGACAUGGAGAAGUUUAUUCAGAGCUCUGGCCAACCCGUGCCCCUGGUGGUGGAGAGCUGUGUUCGCUUCAUUAAUCUCAAUGGCCUGCAGCACGAGGGCAUCUUCCGGGUGUCUGGUGCCCAGCCCCGGGUCUCGGAAAUCCGCGACGCUUUCGAGAGAGGGGAGGACCCACUAGUGGAAGGCUGCACAGCCCACGACCUGGACUCGGUGGCAGGGGUGCUGAAGCUCUACUUCCGGAGCCUGGAUCCCCCGCUCUUCCCCCCGGACCUGUUUGGAGAGCUGCUGGCUUCUGCGGAGCUGGAGGCCGUGGCAGAGCGAGUGGAGCACGUGAGCCGCCUCCUGGCCCGGCUGCCUGGAUCGGUGCUGGUGGUCCUGCGCUACCUCUUCACCUUUCUCAACCACCUGGCCCAGUACAGCGAUGAGAACAUGAUGGACCCCUACAACCUGGCCGUGUGCUUUGGGCCGACGCUGCUACCCGUGCCUGCUGGGCAGGACCCAGUAGCCUUGCAGGGUCGGGUGAACCAGCUGGUGCAGACGCUCAUCGUGCAGCCUGCGCGGGUUUUCCCGCCCCUGAGUCUGCUGCCAGGGCCUGUCUACGAGAAGUGCAUGGCCCCGCCUUCUGCCAGCUGCCUGGGGGACACCCAGCUGGAGGGCCUGGCAGGGGAGAACGAGCCGGAGAUGGAAGCUGGGACCCCAGCCCAGGAGGAUGACCUGGAAGGGGUUGUGGAGGCCGUGGCCUGCUUUGCCUACACUGGCCGCACAGCCCAGGAGCUGACCUUCCAGCGUGGAGAUGUGCUGCGGCUGCACGAGCGGGCCUCGGGGGACUGGUGGCGGGGCGAGCACGCCGGUGCCCGGGGACUCAUCCCACACAAAUAUAUCACGCUGCCCGCGGGAGCAGAGAAGCCUACGGCGGGCCAGGGGCUGCAGGCUUCAGGGGAGCCAGUGAGCAGUCCAGAAGGCCUCCUGGCUGCGGAGUUCAUCCAUCGGCCAGAGCCGUGCACCCUACCCCAGGCCCCUCUGGGCAUACCCGGGGACCCCUCUGGGCACAGACGGCACUACUUGGUCCCAGCCUCCCCAGAGCGACACGUGGAGGUGGAUAAGGCCGUGGCACAGACCAUGGACUCCGUGUUUAAGGAGCUCUUGGGAAAGACCUCUGUCCGUCAGGGCCUCGGGACAGGGUCCACCAACUCCCCCAGCCCCGGGCCCCGUAGCCCGAAGCCUCCAGCCUCCAGCCGCCUCGGCAAGAACAAAGGCUUCUCCCGUGGCCCUGGGGCCCCCGCCUCACCCUCUGCAUCCCAUCCCCAGGGCCUGGACUCACCCCUCAAGCCGCACUGAGGUGCUGCUGGCUCCUUCACAGGCCCUGCCCUACCCUAGGCGGCCACGGGUGAGACCGGCCGCCCUCCCCAGGCCCUUUGCUUCUCCCUGGCCCUGUCCAGCAAGUGCUAAACACCUGCUCUUGACUCUUUGCAGAGAGGACCAUGUGGCUGUCCAAACAUGCCCCGGCCUGCCCCCAGCCCUGGCUUAGGCCCCUUGGGGAGGCAGCUGAGGAAGGAGGCUGGGGAUAAGCCCCUCCCUGGCUUUGCUGUGAGGGCUCUUCAGUGGCUGUUGGGUGGCAGGUGCCCUUGCACAGAUAAGCAGGCCCACCAGUGCCCAGGCCUGUCUCUGCCUCAGCUGAGGGUUCGAGCAUGGUGGGGUUGGCAGGUGUUGGCAGCCAUUCAUAAAGACCUGUGCAUUGA
Molecule: messenger RNA, 3508 nt
Organism: Equus caballus (horse)
Lineage: Eukaryota; Metazoa; Chordata; Mammalia; Perissodactyla; Equidae
Source: RefSeq, a predicted model, not a curated record